Messenger RNA from Pleuronectes platessa (European plaice), 5186 nucleotides. Its product is annotated as oligophrenin-1. The transcript has 24 exons. The record is from RefSeq and is a predicted model, not a curated record. Gene Ontology annotation, molecular function: GTPase activator activity; protein binding. Gene Ontology annotation, biological process: signal transduction. Gene Ontology annotation, cellular component: cytoplasm. NCBI's taxonomy places the organism in Eukaryota, Metazoa, Chordata, Actinopteri, Pleuronectiformes, Pleuronectidae. Bases 616 to 3006 code for a protein of 796 amino acids.
UGGGAAAGGGGGACGUUUUUUUGCGUCCGUAGCCAGUUGGUUACGUUCAAUUUAGCUCUAUAUUACACUCUCUGCGAAUAUUUGUGGUUUGAUUUGUGUCUCUUUUCUAUUUAAGUAAAUUGUAAAGUUUUAGAGAAGUAGAUAAACAUUGAGUGAGGAGGGGUCGGUUUUAUAAGAUAGCUUACGGUGCCAAACCGAGGUUAAGGACGGAAGGAGGACUCGUGAGAGGGUGAAACGCUUCUGAAUGGAAUGCGUCCACAAGUCUUCGGGCCGCCUUUCUUUAAUUACGACUUGAGCAACAAGGAAAAGUGGAAAAGAGGCGCAGGCUCCGGUCAAACUAGAGUCGAACCAGCGCGUGAGGCGAAGGAAAGAGAGGAAGUGAGUGUGGACGGUUCCUCUUCUCUGUUUCCUUCACUCCACACCGGACCAGCGGCUCCACAGGAUACCUCAGGCUCCCACGGACACCAUGGCUGCUGCUCCCUUGAACAGAUGGGACCGAGGAGGCGCCUCCACGGAGCUGCACUGAGCGGAAGAGCGUAGGCUGCUGGGAUCACCCACACAACGUCAGUGACUCUUUUUGUCUGACACACACACACACAGAAGAAGAAGAAGAAGAUGGGGCAUCCCCCGCUGGAGUUCAGUGCCUGCUACCUGGACAGCCCGGAGUUCAGAGAGACCCUCAAGUGCUACGAGGUGGAGCUGGACAGGACCAGCAAGUCCCUCAAGGAGCUGAUCAAAGAUGGCAACAGUGUCAUCACUGCGAUCAGGGGUUAUUCUGUGGCUGUGCAAAGGUUUUCUCAGACUCUCGGCAUGUUCCAGCUCGACUUCAUCGGUGACUCCCUGACCGACGAUGAGAUCAACAUCGCCGAGUCGUUCCAUGAGUUCGCUGGUCUCCUGCAGGAAGCGGAGCACGACAGGAUGAUGCUGGUACAGAACGCCUCCGAUCUUCUCAUCAAGCCGUUGGAGAAGUUCAGAAAAGAGCAAAUCGGAGUCACUAAAGAAAAGAAGAAGAAGUUUGAGAAAGAGAGUGAAAAAUAUUACUCUCAGCUGGACAAACACCUGAAUCUCUCUGCCAAGAAGAAAGAGAGUCAACUUCAAGAGGCCGAUGAACUGUUGGACAGAGAGCGGGUGAACUUCUACGAAUCGUCAGUGGAGUACGUGUACCAGAUCCAUCAGGUGCAGGACCGGAAGAAGUUUGAUGUGGUGGAGCCGGUGCUGGCGUUUCUUCACAGCAUUUUAACGCUCAACAACCUGACAGUGGAGAUGACUCAGGACUUCAUGCCUUAUAAGCAGGAGCUGCAGCUCAGCUUGCAGAAUACAAGAAACAACUAUGAGAGCACACGUGAGGAGAUGGAGGAGCUGAUGAAGAGAAUGAAGCAGCCGUCGCAGAUCUGUAAAAUGCAUAAUUUCCUGCCAGUGGAGGGUUAUCUGCAGUGCCAGGAGAAGUGGGCUUUGGGGAUGACGUGGGUGAAAUAUUAUUGCAAGUAUCACAAGGAGGGAAGACAGCUGGUCAUGGCACCUUGUGAACAGAAGCCUACAACUAAACAGGGCCCCACACAGCUGACAUUGAAGUCUUGCAUUCGCAGGAAGACAGAGUCCAUAGACAAGCGCUUUUGCUUCGACGUGGAAACUAACGAGAGAAACACGCCCGUUACUUUCCAGGCUCUUUCCGAGGGGGACAGGAAGAUGUGGAUGGAGGUCAUGGAUGGAAAAGAGCCUAUCUAUCACUCCCCAAUUCACAAUCAAGCUGAAAUGGAGCUGAACGAAACUGGAUUUAAAUUUGUGCGAAAGUGCAUCAACUAUAUUGAAUCAAAAGGAGUGACACAAGAAGGAGUGUACCGAACAGUUGGCAGCAACAUCCAAGUGCAGAAGCUCUUAAAUACCUUCUUUGACCCCAUGAAUCCAGCUGAUGUGGACCUUCACAGCAGCGAGUUGGAUGUUAAAACCAUCACCAGUGCAUUGAAGUUUUACCUCAGGAGUCUGUCUGAACCACUGAUGACCUACGACCGACACACGGACCUCAUGCGUGCUGCAAAGUCAGAUAAUCUGGACUUUCGACUGAGUGAAAUUCAUUCUCUCACCCACAAAGUACCGGAGAAGAACCGUGAGAUGCUGGAGAUGCUAAUCAAACACUUGGUGAAUGUGUGCAGCCACAGCGAUGAAAACCUCAUGACUCCUUCUAACAUGGCCGUCAUCUUUGGACCCACGCUGAUGAGGGCGAGGGAGGAGACUGUCGCGGCCAUGUUGGAUAUCAAGUUCCAAAACAUUGUCGUUGAGAUCCUGAUAGAGGACUACAAAAAGAUAUUCAGUAAUACGCCAGAGGACAGCACCGCCCCGCCUGUCCCUCCUCCGCGGAUCACCCCGAGAAAGCGGCAGCCCAUCACAAUCUCCAAGCGGCCACCUCGUGUUUAUCAACCGCUUAGUCACGACAACUUCCAGAACACUGAGAAUGGUCAGGAGAUCAGUUCCGCAGCGGACGUCUCUGUGAACCCUGUCCCCCUCCUACGGACAAAACCUGUAAGCUGUGCUCCACUGAUGCCGAAAGACCCUCCUCCGAGAGUGCCGCUGAUGCCCAGGCCGUCGAUCCGCUCCGACAGACCCCGGGACUCUGACCUUGGGAAGGUAGAUGAUACGAGGCAAAGGCCUGAUUCCUCCUCUGCAGCAAACGGGGAAUCUGGAGUCUAUGUGAGCCGAGUACCAUCUUUCCAGAGCAGGAAACCACCUCCGAAGGGCACGUCAUCCAACAGAGAAGGAGAUUCUGAUGGUCUGACCAGAACGAAGUCCGCAGAGAAACAUGCCAUUUGCAGACCCCCAGUGAGGCCUCCUGAGCCCCCCUCCAGACUGCCCGCUGCACAAAAGCCCCAAACUGCAGCCAGCAGCGAGAGCUCGGCCCCAUCCUACGUCGCCUCAAAAACUAAGUUUUUUGAGAACGCCUCGAGGAAAGUAGGCAGUCCACCGACCUCUCCGUCAGCAUCAUCGGCGACAAAUGUAAAGAAAGAGAAUUGAAGUUGAGGAGAUGCAUACCACGUCGUAUGACCUCACCCUGUACUGUUAGGAGCUCACUGAGCUGGAGGGAGUCGCCACUGAUGAAUUCAGUCGAUUUUGAUCUCAGCAGAUAAAGUGAGGAAGUGACUCUCGACGCGACUGGACUCGAUGAUAAGAAUCCUCAUUUGAAUGAGCUUCUACAGAAACUUUGUCAGUGUUUGAAAAUUUGAAUGAAGUAAAUGUAUUUCUUUUGCCUUCCACAUCAGACAACACUGAUAAUGUCACAAUGUAUUGUAAUUUUACAGUGUUUAACUGUUCAAAUGAAACUUUUAUAUGUGGGAACUAACUAUUUUAAUGGGCAAUGACUCAUCCUUAUUUUUAACAUUUGUUUUCAGCAAUGUGAAAUAGAUGUCCCAAAGAAGACUAAUUAAUUCAAACUGGCUCAAAUCAGUUAAAUCAAAAAUGAAUUGUGGCUAUGCAAAGAAAUUGAGAAACUCUAUUUAGAGAGAGAACCUUUAAUUUCAGUAUUUAAACAAAUGAGGAUUUGAAAAAGAAAUCUGAGAAGAUUUUAAUGUUUUUCAUGGAACUGGACAGUUGAAUUCAUCUUAAGCUACUUCUCACAAUGGAGCUAUUAUGACUAUAAAAGCUAUUUUAAUCGUCCAUUACAAAAAAGAACAUUUUAAUAUUAAUUAUCUCAGCUGAGAUGGAGCUCGUCACACGGAAAUAAAGCACUUUUUAAAAGGCAUUAGAAAAGUAUUUGCUAUGAAGUGUCGGACUGUAUUACAGUCAGUGUAGUUUGAGUGUACAUAUAAUGCUAGUGUUAGUUUUAAAAACUCAAGGUCACAUUCCCUCACUUCUGACCAUGACAUCAAUCAUGUCUUACUCUUGUAGGUUGGUCAGGUUUUACAAAGAGUUGUCUUAGAUUUUUUUAUUUGAAGAGGUGAUGUUUGCUGGAACUUGUUCCACCGAAAAUGUAUCGUUGGGAUCAGAAAGCAGGUCAAAAUCCGACUGGAUCGACAUGUGGCUCCACUUUCACGCUCUGUACAGAAAUUAAGUUAAAAAUCCAGGAUAUGAAAGCCCUCGUCUUGCAUAUUUAGAGCCUGAGUUGUAGUAAUUGGCCGAUGGAGCCACGGCAGCGAGGUCCUGCCGAUACAUGUGCUCGACUCAGUCUCAUGUCAAUCAUGACAUUUCACCCCGUUUUUAUAGAAUCAAAUUAUAAAUGAAAACAAAACUUGCUGAAAAAAGAAGCACUUGCAGAAUCAUCAGUGUGAUAAAAACUGUCAAAAAGACCACUUUGAUAAAUAAAUAUUUGACACGUACUUCGACUUUUUUGUUUAAUCUAUGUCUCAUCUAGAAACAUAGAGGAAACAGGAUUUAUUCCCAAUCCUGCAGUAAGCCACCAGGGCAUGAUCAAGACGAAUGAUGUUGCCCAUUUUUAAUUGCAGUUAAAAAUUGCAGUGAAUACAAAAUUGGCUUCAAAACUGAUACAAACUGUUACAAUAUAAAUAACACUCCAUUUUGUUUUGUUCUUAACAUGGAAAUGUUCGUUUUACACUUGCAUAAUUUUUUGGGUGAACCCAAAUGGAAAAUUCUGUUCUGCUCUCUGGUUUCCAAAAAAAUUAAAAAAAUGAACACAACACGCUCUUCCCUUGACCGCUGUGUAUUUUCGUGCACUUCUGUGUUACUGUCUGAUGCCUCAGUGUCGCUGAUCUUGAAAUCAGUCUCAUAACUUAUGUUUCACAUUUUCACUAAAUAAAUAUGAAUAUUGCUGAGCAGUUAACAGUUUCUGUAAAAUAUUUAUCACCCAGUGAUGUGGUGUUAACAGCUCUGUUAUAUAACUCGAGGUCACACCCGUCUCUGCCGGCAAAGUGCCACUUAUCUUAUUCAAGCGUAAAGUUGCUAAAGUUGUUAGUUGCGUUUAGUUUGUAUUCUAGCGUUUGUACAAAGUGCAAGAGGAGUGUGCAGAGUUGUGACAUAGAUGAAUAAAUCAGGGUGCAUCUUAAAACCAUUAAACAAGCCUUGAUUUGGUUUCAUUCACACAGGAGCAUUCUCAGUGACACCUGGUACUGCAUGCUCUGACAGUGGAUGGAUUGUUAUUCAUUUUUCACAUGUUGUGUUUGCAUAUAUAAACUGUUGUUGGCAAGGUGACGUGCGAAACUGGAUACAAGCCCUAUGAUGCUACAAUAAAGAGUCAUUUUCUA